GCCUGCAGUGCGCUGCUGCGUGAGGCGGCGGCGGCAGCGGCAGCCGGGCCACAAUGGUGUUCGAGUCGCUGGUCGUGGACGUGCUGAACCGGUUUCUGGGCGACUACGUGGUGAACCUGGACAGCUCCCAGCUGAAGCUGGGCAUCUGGGGAGGAGCCGUAGCACUUAAGAAUCUUGAAAUAAAGGAAAAUGCACUAAGUCAGUUGGAUGUACCAUUCAAAGUGAAAGCGGGUCAUAUUGGUCAGCUUAACCUACAGAUCCCAUGGCAAAAUCUUUAUACUCAACCCGUUGAAGCUGUUUUGGACGGAGUUUAUUUGCUUGUAGUGCCCACAGCCAGUAUAAAAUAUGAUGCUGAGAAGGAAGCCAGACAGCUCCUAGAAGCAAGGCAAAGAGAAUUACAAAGAAUAGAGGAAGCAAAACAGAAAAUAGCUGAUCAGGAUAAAGCAAAAGAAGAAAAGCAAGACACUUUUGUAGAAAAGUUAGUCACUCAGGUCAUCAAAAAUCUUCAAGUGAAAAUUUCCAACAUUCAUGUGCGAUAUGAAGAUGAUAUUACAAAUCGAGAGAACCCAUUGUCAUUUGGUGUUUCACUUCAGAAUCUCAGUUUGCAAACAGCAGAUCAAAAUUGGAAUCCAUGUUUACAUGAUGAAACUGCCAAGCUGUUCUAUAAGAUUGUACGACUUGAUAACUUUUUUGCCUACUGGAAUGUGAAGUCUCAGAUGUUCUACCAUGGUGGUUAUGAUGAAUCUUUGAAUAAUUUAAAGCAAGGAGUUGCCUGCCAAAAUAUGAUUCCAGAUGGUUAUGAGUUUGUAUUUCGUCCAAUUUCAGCUAAAGCCAAACUCCGUAUGAAUCCUCGAUCUGAUUUUGACUUUUCUUCACCAAAAAUGGACUUGGAUGUAAAUUUACAGGAUAUAGCCAUUGAAUUUAAUAAACCACAGUACUUCAGUGUUAUGGAGCUCCUUGAGUCCAUUGAUAUGAUGACCCGAAACCUACCAUACAGGAAAUACAGGCCUGAUGUUCCUUUGCACAACAAUGCCAAGGCAUGGUGGAAAUACAUUAUUUACAGUGUCCUUGAAGUAAAUGUCCAACCUAAGCUUAAUAUGUGGUCAUGGGAACACAUUCAGCAUCACAGAAAACAAGUGAGGAAUUACAAAGAGAUGUAUAAAAUGAAGAUAACAUCAAAGAAACCCAAUGAAGAGACUUUAAAAUUUUUGGAAGAAUUUGAAAAGACAUUGGACAUCUUUAAUAUCACAUUAGCCAGACAGCAGGCAGAAGUUGAGGCAACCAAAGCUGGAUUAAAGAUUUACAGACCAGGGGUGAAACAAGCUGAAGAUAGUUCUGGUGGCUGGUUUGGAUGGAUAUGGGGCUGGUCAGGGGAAAAAGAAGAUGAAAAGAAGCAACAGGCAAAGGGCGCAAGUCUUGAAGAAUUGAUGACACUUGAAGAAAAGGCUAAACUCUAUGCAGCAAUUGGAUAUAGUGAAACAACUGUUGAUCCUACACUGCCCAAGUCAUAUGAAGCCAUAAGGCUCUCUGUAAAGCUGUUAAGCAUGUCCAUAUCAAUAAGGGAAAACCAGGAGAAACCUGAGUUGAUAAAAUUUGCAUUAAUUGACCUGAGUACAAUGUUCACACAACGACCAGGUGCACAGGCAAUAAGAUUUGAAACAAAAAUAAACUCAUUCGAAGUUAUGGGCAUGUCUCGAGAAAAAUGUAUACCCUGUCUACUAUCUUCUCGAACAGUCUGUUCAGAAAACAAUACAUCACUCUUGAGCAUAAUGUUUGAAACCAACCCCUUAGAUGAGAAAGCUGAUCAAAAAAUCAGAGUAGAAGCACAGCCAUUGGAAAUAAUAUAUGAUGCAAGGACUGUGAAUAGCUUAGUGGACUUUUUUAGACCUCCAAAAGAUGUACAUUUAGAGCAACUGACCUCUGCAACUUUGAUGAAGCUUGAAGAAUUUCGUGAGAAGACAUCAACAGGAUUGUUAUAUGUUAUUGAAACACAGAAAGUUCUUGAUUUAAACAUUAACUUAAUGGCAUCAUAUAUCAUCGUUCCCCAAAAUGGUUUUUAUGAAUCUACAUCAAAUUUACUACUUCUGGAUCUUGGUAAUCUUAAGAUGACAAGUAAAAGUCGUUCUGACCUAUCAGAUCUCAAAGUAGGCCAAAACACUAUUGAAAACAUAAUGUCAAGAGCCUAUGAUGUAUUUGAUAUUCAGCUAAGCAGUAUACAGCUACUUUAUAGCAAACAUCAUGAAAAGUGGCAGGAGGCUCGUAAGCUAAAAUGUUCGUCUCAACAUAUCUUGCAGCCAAUGGAUUUGAAAGUGGAAUUUAGCAGAGCUAUGGUUGUCUCUGAUGCAAGAAUGCCCAAAUUCAAAAUUUCUGGACAGCUGCCUUUACUCUCUGUCCAAAUAUCAGACAAGAAACUGACUGGUAUCUUGGAGCUAAUUGACAGCAUUCCUAAACCAGAAAGUGCUCCUGCCACAGCUUCUCCUCCAAAAAUGUCCCAGAUUCAGGUGUCACCAGUGCUUUCAACACACGUGUCACAAAAUGUCCUUCCUGUUUUGGAUCUUCACUCGUUACCUGAAUCAGAAUCCGAAGAAGAAUUUUAUGAUGCUCCAAGUAGUCCUGUAGAAGACAUGCCAUUUUUUGAAGCAUCAUCUGGCUCCCUCACCAGAGCGAACAGCACGAGAAAAAAAAAGUUACAUAAGCAAGAAUCACUGAAGAAUAUGACAGACCUUCAAUUGAAAUUUGAAAUACCUGAGGUCUUAAUUCAGUUGUGUCGUCUUGAUGAUGAUGAUACUCAAAAGCCUGUGUUGCAGCUAAAAGUUAUAGGAUUAGGCACUGAACUUAAACUAAGAACGUUUGAUAUGUCUGCACAUGCUUUUCUUAGAGAAGUCUGUCUAUUAUGUCCAGAGUACAUAGAUGACAAUGACAAACCUGUGUAUAUCAUUACAACUCUGGAUAACACAGAGGAUGAUCUUCUUACACUGGAGUACGUAAAGACUGAUAUUAAUGGACCAGAGCUGAAAACUACUUAUAAGAAUGUUCUACAGUUGUUAAAGGUGAAUUUCUCUUCCUUGGAUGUUCAUUUGCAUACUGAAGCACUUCUGAAUGCUAUGAAUUACCUAAGUAAUCUUUUAGCAAAGCAAGAGACUAAAGUAACAGACGAACUAGCUCAAGAAAAAGAGGAGGAGAAAAAAGAUGUCCUUAAGAAAUUAAAGUCAAAAAAAUCCAAAUAUGAGGAUGUUGUGGAUCUCCAUAUCUGUGCAGAUUUAUCCUGUUUACGGGUUUUUAUUAGAGAACAAAAACACAGGAUAUCUGAAAUUCACAUUGAAGGUCUGGACAGCCAAGUGGUCAUGAGAAAAGCAGCUACUGAAGUGAUUGCAAAAUUAAAGAACAUAAGUAUUAUGGAUUCUGAUGAGAAGGCAUUGUAUAAAAAGGCUGUUUAUAUCACAGGCGAAGAAGUCUUCAGUUUUAAAAUGGUGUCUUAUAUGGACGCUACAGAUGGUGGUGCCUAUGUAGAUAUGAAUGUUUUUGACAGCCAGGUUUACUUAACUGUUGGCUGCAUUCAAGUUGUUUUUGUCAACAAGUUUGUUUCAUCUAUAUUGGCUUUUAUAAACAACUUUCAAGCUGCUAAGGAAGCUGUUACUGAAGCAACUGUUCAAGCAGCAGAGAAAGCAGCUACAGGUGUGAAAGAAUUGGCACAAAGGUGUUCCCGAAUGGCAUUGGAUGUCAAUAUUAAAGCACCCGUAGUCAUAGUGCCACAGUCAGCUGUGUCGACUAAUGUUUUGGUUGCUGAUUUUGGUCGUAUCACCGUAAGGAACAAGUUCUUCAUUGCUAAAACAAAACUACGAUGUGCCCUUCCACCUGUUGUUGACUCAAUGACAGUGAAUUUGAGUGAACUAAAGCUGUACAGGUCAUCAUUUGAGAGAGGUUCACUGCAAACUGAAAUACAGCUAUUGCAGCCUGUAAAUCUUGAAAUUGUUGUUGAACGAAAUUUAGCUGCUGCUUGGUAUACUGAGAUUCCUGAUAUAGCAAUAUCUGGAUGGCUCAAGCCUAUGAAUCUAAUUCUCAGUCAAGAAGACAUAGCCACUAUAUUAAGGACACUGAAUGAAAAUUUAUGGGACAAUUCUGGUACACCACCUCCUUUGCCAGAAUCAAAAGAUACAAAUAGCAACUAUAGUGAUGCACUCAGUACUUCUCAGCACUCUGCAGGAGUAACUGUGGUGACAUCUGCUGUAGUGGAAUUGCAUUCACCUGUUAAAGCUAAAACAACUCUAAAAUUGGACUUCCAAUUUGAUUGUCUGACUUUGGUACUGUAUAGUCCAAACUCUAAACAGGUUUCAGUUUUGAAUCAAAGAGAUGAUAAUUUAAAACUCGCAGAGUUUAAAUUGGUCUUGAUUUCAGCUGCUGUCAAAAUGCUAUCUGAUGGUUCAAUGAAUGCUUUAGUCAAAUUAGCAAACUGCACAUUAGAUGAUAAACGUCUGACAGUCCAGAAGGCAACUCCAAGAAUGGUGGAAAUGAAACAUGGAUCUGAAAAGAAAGACAUGGUGGAUAUAAACUACAAGCAGGGGAGAGAUGGCACUGUUCUCAAUACCAUUGUUCAAGAGAUAUACCUCUGUGCAAGUAUGGAAUUUCUACUUACUGUUGCAGAUGUAUUCCUAAAGGCUAAUGAGGAAAGUGCUGCAGCUCAGAAAACUGUCAAACAAUCUUUAGCCGUAAAGGAAUCUGUAGCUGUAAAGGAACAAGCAUCUGUGCAGCCAGUAUCGACAAUGGAAAUUAAUGUUGUUGUUAAAAAUCCAGAGAUUGUGUUUGUGGCUGAUUUAACAAGAAGUGAGGCUCGUUCAUUAGUACUUACAACACAAUGUGAAAUCUUCAUUAAAAAUUCCCCUCAGUUAUAUAAAAUGACAGCUGCUGUUAAAGAGAUGCAAAUGAAAGCAUGCCCCUUUCUUCCAGAAAAAAGAAAAGGGAAUAUUACCACGGUAUUGCAACCUUGUGAUCUCUUCUUUGAAAUGCUGCAGUCAGGUACUAAUCCACAAAUGAUCGAAGUGUCAAUUAAAUCCCUAACAGUAAAGGUUUCACCAAUUAUCAUAAAUACAGUGAUGACUAUUAUGUCAGCCUUUUCUCCAACGGCAGAGACUGCACAGGAAGAGAUUAGUCCAGUUCCUCCAGACUUGUGGGAUAAGAAAGAUGUAAAAAAUCUAAAACUGUGGUUUCUUGAAGAGUCAAGUGAAAAUGAAAAUACAGAUACACUAGCAGAGUUGGUUCCUACAGGAGAGACCUUACACAUGGAAAUUGCAUCAGUCAUCAUAACUCUUGAAGCUGGGGUGGGUCACAGAACAGUACCUAUGCUUCUGGCAAAAUCAGCAUUUUCUGGUGAGGUCAAAAACUGGAGUACCCUCAUCAACCUUCAUUCCCAGCUUGAACUAGAGGUACAUUACUUUAAUGAGAUGUUUGGUGUGUGGGAACCUUUGCUUGAACCACUAGAAAUUGAAAAGAGUGAUGAUUUCAAACCGUGGACUCUUGGAAUCAAGAUGAAAAAGAAGGCUAAAAAAGCACUAGUUGAGUCAGAUGCGGAGGAAGAACAGUACAAGGUGCCAGAAUAUAAAACAGCAAUAAACAUCUCCUCAAAAGACCAGCUGAACAUUACACUAUCCAAAUGUGGACUACUGAUGUUGAAUAACUUGGGCACGGCAUUUGCCGAAGCAGCUAGCCAAACUUCAGAUAUCUUCAAAAAAGAUCGAGCGCCAUUUGUAGUAAUGAAUUCUUUAGGACUUCCCAUCACUGUAUCGCCCAGUGAUGCCUUUAGUGUGAUAAAUGAUAAAUCUGGAGGAAAAUCUUUUCAGUUAAAAGAUGGAGGAAGUCUAAAUAUGGACUAUCUCAGAACCAAAAGUGAGAGUGACCAGUUCACAGCAAUGACUACCCUAAGCAGCAAAAGGUUUUACAUUCAACUUAGUCCUCAUAGUCACUCCACAGCUGAUAAGAUUCCAUUGACAAAAGUGGGCCGAUUUCUUUACAGAGUAAGACAUGAAGGAUCUGGUGUUGAAAGGUUCAUUGUUUGUCAGAUUGAUACUAUUGAAGGAAGUAAGAUGAUAACUGUACGUUCACCUGUGCAGAUAAGGAAUCAUUUUUCUGUUCCACUGAGUAUUUUUGAAGAAGGAAGAUGUCUAGGAACUGCUUCACCUAAAAAUGAAUUCAGCAUACCAUUGACCUCUUAUAGGUCCGUACUUAGUUUGCAACCUGUAACUGAUGAAAAUGGAGUGGGAGGAGAAUAUGAAAUGUGUGAAGGAAUUAGCUUUAAUGAAAUUAUGAAAAAUGUCGACAGCCUGUUACAGAGGAAAUGCCAGCCUGUGAAGUCUGCUAGCCAUUCAUUUAUCAUUAAUAUUGUGCCAACAAAAGAUACCUUGUCAUCUUCAGAAUGUGGGGAUGUUCAAUGGGAUUUCCCAUAUGUUGUUCAUUUAUGGCCUUCUGUUCUUCUUCGCAAUCUUCUCCCUUAUCAAAUGACUUAUUCUCUAGAGGGAGAUGGCAACACAGGUGUCAUCCUAGAAGAUGGUUGCUCAGCUCAGAUUCAUAAUGCAGUAUUGGAUCAGACCAAGCUGGAAUUGCAAUUACAUAAUUAUCUUGAUCAAAACUGGAGAAGCGAGUACCAGAUAAAAACUACCCAGCAAGAAAUUGGCUUUAUCACCUUCUCUUCUGUCACUGAACUGGAUAAGACAGAAUUGGAUAUUGCUGUCCAUGUGACCUACAUAGUUGGACAGAUGGUUAUAGCAGUUCACUGUCCGUAUUGGAUGGUAAAUAAAACUGGCCGAAUGUUGCAAUACAAAGCUGAUGGUAUUCAUCGCAAGCAUCCUCCAGACUACAAAAAGCCACUUCUUUUUUCUUUCCAACCUAAAAACUUCUUCCAAAACAACAAGGUUCAGCUUAUGGUGACUGACAGUGACCUGUCUGAUCAGUUUUCACUUGAUACUGUUGGCAGUCAUGGUUCUGUUAAAUGCAAGAGUCAUAAAAGAGAGUUUCAAGUUGGUGUCACUAUAGAUAAUAGUAGCUUUAACAUUACCAGAAUUGUGACAUUCACUCCCUUUUUCAUGAUCACAAACAGAAGCAAAUAUACUCUAGAAGUAGCUGAAGACGGCAAGGAAAAAUGGAUUCCUAUCACUUUGCAACAGUGUAUUCCUUUUUGGCCUGAGAAUGAUGCAAAUAAGCUGCUUGUUAGAGUUGAAAACUCUGACAUUCCACCAAAGAAGAUACAUUUUAAUAAGCAAGAGAACUGUACAUUGAUGCAUUUAGACAACGAGCUUGGAGGCCUCAUAGUGGAUGUAAACAUGACUGAACAUUCUACAGUGAUUAUUUUCUCAGACUACCAUGAUGGUGCAGCUCCCUUCCUGUUGAUUAACCAUACCAAAAAUGAAAUUAUUGAAUAUGGCCAGAGUUCUCUCAGUAUGAUGGAAGACAGUCUUCAGCCAAAUAAAGCAGUGUUGUACACGUGGGCUGAGCCAGUAGGCUCUAGGAUAUUGAAAUGGAAAUGUGGAAGGGAGAAAGGAGAAGUAUCUCAGAAGGAAGACAAGAUGACACCUUUUAUUAUGGAUGAUAAAAGGAUAAUUUAUUUAGUCUCAUUUUUUGAAGGCUUACAACGUAUUAUCCUAUUCACUGAAGAUGAGAAUGUGUUCAGACUAACAUAUGAAAGUGUAAAAGCAGAACUGGCAGAACAGGAAAUUGUUAUAUCAUUGCAAGAUGUUGGAAUUUCUUUGGUCAAUAAUUAUGCAAAGCAAGAAGUGUCUUACAUUGGAAUUACAAGUUCUGAUAUAGUUUGGGAGACAAAACCUAAGAAGAAAUCUAGGUGGAAACCAAUGAGCAUCAAGCAAACAGAGAAGUUAGAGCAAGAAUUUAAAGAAUACUCUGAGCAAUCCCCUUCAGAAAAUAAGAUUGUUGAACUGGAAUCAAAUGUUUCGGUCUGUUUAACACCUAAUGGCAGUAACAUGAAAAUCCAACAGCCAAAUGAAAUUCCCAUAAGAAGAAAUUAUCUCCCUGCUUUAAAGGUAGAAUAUAGUACAUCUGCACAUCAGAAGUCCUUCAGAAUCCAGGUUUACAGAAUACAGAUACAAAACCAGAUUCCUGGAGCCAUAUUUCCCUUUGUGUUUUAUCCUAUUAAACCUCCAAAGUCCGUCACUCUGGAUUCAGCACCAAAGCCAUUUACUGAUAUCAGUAUUGUCAUGAGGACUGCAGGCCAUUCUCAGAUAUCACAUAUUAAGUACUUUAAGGUACUGAUUCAAGAAAUGGAUCUCAGAUUAGACCUUGGGUUCCUAUUUGCAUUGCUUGAUCUCUUUACACAGGCGGAUAUGCCCAAAGAUGAAGAGGUUACACUUUUCAAAAAGGAUGUAGAAUCUCUCCAUGAAGAAUUGAUGAGUGUGUCAUCAAUGGAUACAUCACAAAUCAGCUUGUAUGAAUACUUUCAUAUCUCUCCAAUCAAGUUACAUUUAAGUUUUUCACUCAGCACUGGUGGAGAAGAUGGCAACAAACAAGAAAGACAAACUGAACUAAUUCCAGUUCAGUCUUUGAAUCUCCUGCUGAAGAGUAUUGGUGCCACACUCACAGAUGUGCAAGAUGUUGUCUUUAAGUUGGCUUUCUUUGAACUCAGCUAUCACUUCUGUACGACCACACAGCUACAAUCAGCAGUUAUAAGACAUUAUUCAAAACAGGCUAUUAAACAAAUGUAUGUUCUUAUACUUGGCCUUGAUGUUUUGGGUAAUCCAUUUGGCUUCAUUAGAGGUUUGUCUGAAGGAGUAGAAGCAUUCUUCUACGAACCAUACCAGGGAGCCAUCCAGGGUCCUGAAGAAUUUAUUGAGGGAAUGGCACUAGGACUUAAAGCACUAGUAGGCGGAGCUGUUGGUGGAUUAGCUGGUGCUGCAUCCAGGAUUACUAGUGCUAUGGCUAAAGGAGUGGCAGCAAUAACCAUGGAUGAAGACUACCAACAGAAGAGAAGGGAAGCCAUGAAUAAACAACCUACUGGCCUCAGAGAAGGCAUCACUCGUGGAGGGAAAGGCUUAGUAUCUGGCUUUGUUAGUGGCAUAACAGGAAUAGUGACAAAACCAAUAAGAGGAGCCCAGAAAGAAGGAGCAGCUGGCUUUUUCAAAGGUGUUGGGAAAGGUUUAGUGGGAGCAGUAGCAAGGCCCACUGGAGGAAUCAUAGACAUGGCUAGCAGCACAUUUCAGGGCAUUAAAAGAGUUACAGAUUCUUCUGAUGAUGUGACAAGUCUGCGUCCACCUCGUUUCUUUGGUGAGGAUGGAGUUAUUAGGCCUUACAGAUUAAGGGAUGGGACCGGAAGUCAAAUGUUACAGAAAAUUGAAAAUGGAAGAUUUGCAAAGCUCAGAUAUAUUGCACAUGCAAUGGUGAAUAACACAGAUUUGUUAAUGGUAACAAAAAGUGGUGUUUUGUUUGUGACGAAAGGAACAUUUGGACAGCUGACAUGUGAGUGGCAGUAUACUUAUGAUGAGUUUACCAAAGAGCCAUUCAUUGUUGAUGGAAGAAGAUUACGUAUCGAAGCCAAGGAACGGGUUAAAUCUGUAUUUCAUGCCAAAGAGUUUGGAAAAAUAAUUAAUUUUAGAACACCGGAGGAUGCCAAGUGGAUCCUUUCUAAAUUGGAAGAAGUGAGAGAGAAUCAUCCAAAAUUGUAAUACUCCAAGAAUCGUCCAGAUUUGGACAAUCUGAAAGGCAGUUCUGGCUGUUACCCUUUAAUUCCUGUAUAACAUGUGAAACUGAGUAUCAGCAAAAAGGAAGAAAGGGGUGGGGGGGAAUUAUAAAGAUUUUACUAUAAUAGCUUCAGUUUGCCAAUAUAAUAUAUUAUUGUAAUCAAGUUUUACUUGCAUAAACAGUUACUGUCAGGUAAUUCUAGUGAUCAGAAAAGUUUCUACUGACUUUUGGCUUGUUGGGGCUUUUAUACAUAAGAAUUUUAAGUAUGAGAUUCUUUAAAAAUACACUGUAUAGUGAAGGUGUGUUACCUUUGAUUCUUUCAUGUCUGCGAUAGUGUCUGAGCUCUGGAACAAUCCUUAUGAUUUUAUGUGGAACACUACCUUCUGGUGGUGAUCAGAUUCCCAAAAUCAAAUUCUAGUUCUCCAUCCAAUUUUCACACGGAUUUCAGCCACCCUGCUGUAUCAACAUUUAUUGACAUUCAAAUGACCUUAUCAGGGAACAGAUGGACAUAUCCAGCACCAGUCCUUCAGCAAAAAGAAAAUUAAGAAUGACAGUGCUGACCAGAAGUGUGCAAUUUAGAUAUUUAAUUCUAGAGAAGCUUUUUAUUAAUAAAUAUAAUGGAAUUAUUUUCUUUACUUUUUGUAUAUAAAUGAACAGUUGGUGAUAAAUUUAAAAUAUAGUACCACUUUUAGGGUAAAGAUUUUUAUAUACUACUCAAAUUAGCAAAUUGCCUCAUAAACCCAUAUCUUGCUAGUUAUAGAAAAUCGCAUGUUAGUUGACCAACAGAGGUGAUGAUCUGGAGAGGAGAGAGGCUACACCUGUGCAAUAAUGUUAUAAGUAUGCUUUACUUUAACUACAUCAGAUUAUCAAUGGAUUUGCAACAGAAAUACCAGCGGGUGUCACUGAGUUCUAAGAGCACUGUUUCAUGUCUAACUAUCUCUUGGAUUAUGCAGUAGCUCAUGAAAAGCAACCUAGUAAAUUCCAGAAGACGAGAGCGCCAAUCAGAUUUUAUGUUCAAAUUGUAUUUCUAUUAAAAUAAUUUACUAAGGUAAUAGUAAUUACUACUUCACAUUUGCCAUUUUCAGCCUUAAUGCAACUAAUUAAACUGUUUCUGUUAAACAUUUCGUGUUCAGCUGGAAUAAAUAUGAGGCAGCAGAACAUUAUUAAAGAGAGCCUGCGAUGAUGUCAUAUUAUUUAACUUGUUUUCAUGAUGUAUUUGUAGUAAUGUUUGAGGGUGACUUAAAAAUAAAAUGUAGGGGUCAGUUGAUAUAAAAGGUUAAGAGGAACUGUGGUAUAUGAACAUAUUGCUUAAUCCAGAUUUUGAACACUAGAAUGUCUGAUGCAUGUAGUAAGUAUCUACUACCAAAAUAUUUUUUCCAAAACAUUGUUUGGAAUAUGUAAAGCUAGUGCAGUGUAGAGCUAUUCCUCCUGAAAUUACUGGUGGUGCUGGGUGAUCCAAAAUGUUGCUUUGUUGUAAAAGCUAAAGUAACUGGCAUGUCAAACUGCAGUUGUAUUUAUUUAAUUCAUACUAAGUCUUGCCUGCUGUGUUGUGUAACCUUUCAUCUGGUUACCAAAUAUAUUGCUAUAUUGUAAUUUUUCCCCAGAACAUUUAUUCUUUGCUAUAUUGAAUGUAAAUUGAAUCAAGAGAUUAUAAGCAAGUUCCAAAAUGACAGAGAUUGUGUUACUCCACGCCUACAUAUUGCUUUGUAGCAUAAGAAAUUUACCCCAAGAGCAUUUGUUCAAAUUAUAGUUGCCAAACUAAUUGAGUGUUGCCUUACAUGACUUCCUCAGUUCUAGCUGAAUAUCAGAUGGAACAAUGUUUCUGGAUGCCUACUUUUUACCCAUAACAAUUUUUUAUCUUCAAUCCAGCUGGAUCGCAAUCUCUUCAUAAUCAUUUUACUGCACAUCUGCUCCUGAAAUGUCUCCAUUUGGCUUCCCUCAGAAUUUUGUAUUUUCUUAUUCUGUAUAUUCCUGUUCUCUGUUGAAGCCUUUUUCUGGAUUAUCUCCAAACUUUGUUUGUUUGCAUGUACUCCCCCGACAAAGUCACUCUUUCCAAAUCCUAUGUUCAGACUAAUCAACUAACAAGUUCUUUGAGUUACAUCAGUGCUUCCUUGAUAUUUACUGAGUAAUUUUAAUGCUGGGUACUUAAAAUACAUCCUUCAAGGCUAUAUAGGUCUGUGCUUAAGCUCUUAGUUUAGGGAAUUAUUAUUUUUUUCCAUUCUUUGUUAUACUGGUAGAAAUUUUAAAUUCUUUUGAUUGCAGACACCCAGAAAGAAUCUUCCUUAGAGUGGUAAAGGAACCUGGAAAGAGUCUUAAUCACCAGAGGUUUUCAAAAAGUCAUUUGAAGGCCAUAUCCUGGUUUCAGAGCUAUAUACCAGGAUCCUACCACACCAUGGUUUUCUAGAACUCCCACUUCUUAGCACCAAAUUAACCUGGGUAUGCCUCUGUAACCUGGGACUUGUACAGCAUCUUGACUAACCAGCCUCUGUGGAGCAGUCUUAACAAUUAUGUAAUAUCCUGGACAACCAGAAUGUUAUUCAACCUCCAAAGAAAAAAAAAUGUUUUUAUUCCACUACAAAUAGGUGUAUUGGUAACAGAAGCUCCGAUAGACCAAAACUAAAAAAAUAAUAAUAAUUCAGAAACUUUAAUAGUUUUGUUAAAUACCAAUUUUGCUGUCCAAAUGAAUGAGCACUAUAAAAUAUGCAAGAGACCUAAGUAAAACAUUAUAAAUGAUAAUAUCUACUUUCUUUUCUAUAAAAUGGCAGAAUUUCAUUAAGAUUUCUCUAAUUUUUUUUUUCCCCAACCUUCAAAAAUAUAAAUAAACAAAACCAGAUAUUAAUGCAGCUUGGAAUAUGUUCCUUUUGAGAGAGUUAGUUUUGUUUCCAUUUUGGCAUUGCAGUCUUAAUAGAUUUUUUUUGUCUGUGCAAUCGCACAGUGUCUUCAGGUUAAGGUACAAGUUUAGUUAAGGUGUAUUUCUAGAGGUGAAAGGCUCACUUCCAUUGCCUUCAAGGAACUGCGUGCAUCCAAGGCCACAUGUUGCACCUAAGAUAUGGUUAACCAGUUAAUCAUAUCUUAAGCUGAGACCCAGCCACACAUAAAAGCAACUAAUAUAGUCAUAAAACAAGGAGUAAGCCACAAAGUUACUCCAUAAAAAUGUGUGGCUGGUUCCUAUUGUGCCAUGAAUAGAACGUUUGGUUAGGUGCACCCCUGCAGCUGGGAGCCCUGUCAGUUGUUCUGGGCUGCAUCACACACCUUCGUGGCUGGAGCAUGGGUGAUCUGAUGGGCCUCCCAUGGAGCCCUGUCAGUUGAGAGGGAUCCCAGCCACAGGGUUUGCAACUUGGUGGUGCAGGAUGAGCCCAGGAUCAAGAUGUGCAAUUGUGUGGAUUGUGUGUUGGAUUCUAAUGCACCUUCAUCUGCACUUCUGGCAGGGGCCUAAGUGAGAGCAGAAUCAGUCUUUAGUCUUAAUCUUUGUUUAAUAAGUAGUCAAGUUUUUCUAAGGGACUUUAAUUAAAGGGAGAGUAUUAUAGUACUUAGUCUCAGCGUCAGUCAAAAAUUAGAUGCAAGAUUUUAAGACCUACCUAACAUUCUGGUAGUGUCUUAUAUUUUUCCCUCCUUUCUGUUUCUAUUUCCAAAAUGACAGUAGCUUAUGGUGCUUUAUUUUUCAUAAAAUACACUAAUGUGUCAGUUCUGAGUUUUUCCUCUCAGGUUAUGUAAGAAAAUAGUAAAUUAAGGAUUACAUGCAAGUAUUACUGUAUAAUGGUAAAGUACAAAUAAACUUGACAUAGUUCUUGAACUUUAACUAUAAAGCAUGAAGUUUUAUAAGAUAUUAGGGAUAUAAAUUUCUAUUUUUAUGAAUGAAUUGGUAUAAUUUGCAGCACUUGUGGAUAGUUUGCAGUAUGGCAAUAUAAUCAAACAAUUCAAAUAUUUAUACCUGCUACUGAUACAAUAGAUUCAUAGACAUUCUCAUUUUAAUAUCUGUAUAUAAAAGCUUGAGAAUUUUCAAGCUUCACUACUGAGUCCAGCAAAGCUCAAAAAAAAGGAAAGAAAGGUUAGCAAUAAAUAGAAGCAGCUUUUUCACUGUAUCACUAGCAAGGAGCCCAAAGAGUCCAUUAUGCCUAGCAGAGUGAAUAAAAGUCUUCCAGGAAAAGAUAAGAAAACUUUUCUUCCUUGUCAUUCUGAAGCAAGCAGAAAGCCAUCUCUUGAAUGAAGAUAAACUACCUCCUUCCAGAACAAUUUCUAGAGAUAUGAUUUUCCCCUUAUUUAAUGUAUGGAUGGAGUCAACAUUGGACAAAGGUCAGAUUUUAUUUAACAAGAUUAUCUUUUUGAGCAGACCUGUCUUCCCUUCAUAUUUUCAGUGUUCAUAUUUUAACCAGAGCACCAUGUAACAAUAAACUGAACUGACUGUAUUUGACAUCGCAGAAAUGUGUUUCCAUAUUCCCAUAUACAAAUGUCAUUGGAAAAUCUGCAAGCUCUGUGAAGGUCACCAUUUUUUAUUCAGAAUAUUACUAUUCUGCUUCUUGGUCCCAAGGUAAUUAUGAAGCCCCUCAGGAUGAUUACAGCCAGACUUCAGUCUAAUCUACAUGAACACAUGCCCAUUUAAGGAUAGCAUCCCAAGGGAGCGCUAACUCCUUCAAGAAUUGAUAGAAAUUACAUGCCUGAAUUUGAACUGAUGGUCAUCAUAGGACUGUACCGCUAAUCAAAGAGUCUUCUGAGAUCAUAACAUAAAUACCAUAACUGGAUCAUGAGAUCUAGGUCAGAUUAACAUAACUAGGUCAUGGGGGGGGGCGCUCAGGCGAAGGCAGCAAAAUUGCCUCAAUUUAAAACUUUUCCCAAAUGACAGAAAAUGGAUCACAAAAAUACCUCCAGUGCAUCACUACCUGCAAGUAAGUGUGAUAAUGUGUAAAUCUUUGGCCCGCGGAGCAAUUCCAAUACAUCUUAUCAUGUCAGUAGUCCUCUUGAAGACGAUCUCUUAGCCAUGUUAGCAAUCAGUCAUUGCUCUACAUUGUAAUGAGAGCCUUUCAGGGUUACCCAGGAAGUGCAAAAGAAGAGAUUGAUUACCUAUAACUCUCUAGUAAGUCAGUAUGCAUAGCUUGCCCUUUGGAAUGUUUCCAUUCCAGCAUCAAGGAGUGUGCGCAGGCAAUUUUCCAAAUGAAUCAGUUGUAUACCAGUAAAUAACCUUUCCCAUAAAGAUUGUUUUAAGCAUGUAUCACUGGUAUUUUACUUCAAUCUAUUCUAGUUGUGUUAUUAAGAAAAUGAUCUUCCGAUACAGCGCACUAUAAAAGGCACAUUUGAAGGAGCUAAGUAAAGAUUUACAACAACAUAUAGAAACAGUUCUAUUUCCUGAAUUGCCUCCAUAAAUUACAACGAUCCUAAUAUUCACAUCACAAAACAGCAUGUUUAAAAAAAGUCACUGGGAACUUUGGUACAAAAAACCAAAGUAUUUUCUCAGACUGUAGUAGCUGUAACAGUGAACAUUGCAGCAAGUGAACUGCUGUUAUUUGACAACACAAGGACUAUGUUUGCUUGCUUAAGACUAUUUGAGGCACAUAAGAGUUAGAAGAUGAAAAAAAUUGUGGCUUCAAAUUAAUGCAAAUUGAACCCUGUUAAGCUCCUAAAACUCAAAAAGUUCUUAUGAUGUUAUUUGCAAAUCCCCAAACGUACGUUAAAUCAGAUCAUAUAAGAUUAUUUCCAAACUUCAUUUUGUUCUGUUGAUAUUGAAUGGUACACGCAGAACUAUAGUUCACCCCUUAAUAGAUAUUGCAGCUAGCAGCAGGGAGAGAGACCUGUCCACAUUUUUCUGUUGUCAAAGAUGAAAAGAUCAUUCUCGGUGUCAUCUGUGCUUGAACUGAAACUGCAUUAAUAAGAACUGGCUGGGAUGAGGUGCUGUCUCAAUGCACAAACAAAACGUGACUGGUACAGUCUUUUCUAAUCUAUUUAAUCAAUGAUGAAUGGUAAUUCCAAUGUUUUAAAUGUUCACUUUAUGGGUGGGGGUGGAAAUAUAUAGAAUUACAAACCAAACCAUUUCCAAUGCAGGUAUUGCAGAUGAAAAAAUGCAGACCAGGCUUUCUGCUAAAAUAAUUAUGUAUUUGUAAAUGACUUGGACCUUCUUGUAUCUUUUUCUGACAUUCUGAUACCAAACCAAAACUUUCAGUUUUCUGUUCUUAAAUUUUUUGUGUAUAAGAUAAAUAAUUGUCUUGGUAGACAGCUAAAACUAAUUAAAAUGAAAAUUGUGCUCACAUAAAGAAAUAAAUAUUUACACUUAU
Messenger RNA from Alligator mississippiensis (American alligator), 15938 nucleotides. RefSeq names its product vacuolar protein sorting 13 homolog A (gene VPS13A). NCBI's taxonomy places the organism in Eukaryota, Metazoa, Chordata, Crocodylia, Alligatoridae. The record is from RefSeq and is a predicted model, not a curated record. Gene Ontology annotation, biological process: autophagy; protein retention in Golgi apparatus; protein targeting to vacuole. Gene Ontology annotation, cellular component: extrinsic component of membrane. The transcript is spliced from 72 exons. Bases 54 to 9659 code for a protein of 3201 amino acids.